UCUGUUCGAGAAUUGGGCUUUACUUCGUAGCUGACACGCAGGGUAACUUUGGGUUUGAGGACUUGAGAUUAUUGCGCAGCUUGGUUCUGGAAGGCGUGGCAUAUGACGUUCGAGCUGCUCUUGGAUAUUUGCAAGUAUUUAACGGGGUCUUUGCUCGUCAAGUUGGAAGCUCUAGGUGUAGUGACAAGGCAGGACGCCUUAGAGGAAGAGAUCAAUGAGCAGUGGCAGCAGGUUAUAGGGAUGGCUACUGAUGUAGUCGUUGUGUUGGAUGAAGCGCAGGCGCUCUUCGAGUUGCACAAAGAUCAGUUUAAGCCUUUCGGCAGAGGGACUGGGAUGAGGAGUUCGUUCCAUCAAGUGUAUGAGGCACUUAGUCGUCCUUCCAGAGGUGUGACUGCCAAGCUGCUGGUCUCGGCUACUUGUUUGGUCAUACAUAAGGAAACCGAGGUUUUCUCGCCGGCAAUUGCCAAACCGCUGCUACUUGGUCCUGCUUUCUAUUCCUUCGGCAAGUUUCGAGACACGGGCGACAUGUACAAGUACAUGAAGAAUUUUGUCGCUGUCGACGACACUGUUGAUGAAGAGUUGCUCCAGAGGUUCGUAGGGAGAUACAGACCACUGGCUCGGGUUCUUGAGGAUUUUCUGGAAAAGCAACGCUCUCUCAAUGAGUCGCUUAAGAGUGUCCGAUCGAUGCUCACGAAGGAGGACUCGGAAGGAUCUUACGUCACGGUUUUGAAGCGCAUCCAGGUCCAGCCGCGGAUUCACAACGUGGAGCUGAUCCAAUUGUGCCGGAUGAUAUGUCUGACAAGCCAAUAUGUUGGAAAGUACUACUGCAUCAGGAAAGAGGAAGUCGAGCUGAUUCACCAUGGGCUAGCUUAUUUGGAUGCUGUUGAUGUGAAUAAGGGAGAGUUCGGGCUGGAAGGAACGAUCGAGGAACCACUCGUGUUGGAAGCGCUUGAGUACUAUUUCCGUGAGGACAACGCCCUUCACAUAAUGAAUCGUCUCAAUUCACAAUCGGCGGGAUUCAACCUCGAGAUAGCUGCAGCAGAUGCUCUUUGCAGUUUUCUUUCGGCUGGCAAGUUCAGUAAUCAUCCUAUCUUUGAGGGCGCAACUGCUUUACCAGACAUCUUCUGCCAGCAGCUGAGGUUGUGGUCAGCAGACAACCUUCGACUGGUGUGUAGUACCAAGGGAAUGACGAGCUAUCUCGCUGGUGGGAUGGGAACAGCAAAGGUUCUCAACCCGGAAUUCCUAGCAGGUCCAGAUCUGGUGAUCCCAGUGAAGACGGAAGACAACAAGGAGCUGAUCCUCUUUGCACAGUUCAGGCUCCUGAACUUUCUUGACAAGAAGAAGUUCGAGCAGGGCGUGUCGACGACGAAUCCCGAGUUCAUAUUCAGGUCUCGCAAGGCAGCGAAACUGAGGGCAGAGUUCAAGAAGGAGGUUGGUAACCGCUGGUGGAAGAAUGGCAUUAUCAGGUUGAUGGUAGUGUAUCCAGCAAUCUUCAAGGAGCGUAUGCCUCCUGCUGUUGAGGUGAUUCCUGCUGCAGGGGGUGUUGGUCCCCAGCUCAAGAUCAUCAUUCAUGCUGGCAACGCAAAACAAUUGUUUUCUCAGGAUUUGGUAAACUUUCUAGACGUGUACAAGGGAUUCAAAGUUGGAGAGCCCGAGUCCUUGGCAUGUGCAGUUGAUACAGCGCUGGCAUUGGACUUGCAUCGCUCGUUCAAGGACAGGCCUAGGAGGAAAAGAGAUUUCGAUGUAGCCUUUACUGAACCGGAAGACUAUUGGGGUGAUGAGGAAGGAAUGGAGUUGGAUGUAUAAACUGGCAACUGUAAACAGGUAAUCUGACGGAACUAACGAGCAACGUGAUUUUUUCUUAAGCCUCGGAAGGCAUCGCCACGGAGUGGUACCACAAAGUUGUUAAACUUUUUUGUAACCAACUGAAAGAUUUUCCAAAUCUUUUUCUGUUGUAUCAAUUUCUAAUGUAUUCUAU
Selaginella moellendorffii is the source of this 1978-nucleotide messenger RNA. RefSeq lists its product as uncharacterized. NCBI's taxonomy places the organism in Eukaryota, Viridiplantae, Streptophyta, Lycopodiopsida, Selaginellales, Selaginellaceae. The transcript is spliced from 2 exons. Bases 103 to 1806 code for a protein of 567 amino acids. The record is from RefSeq and is a predicted model, not a curated record.